Grammomys surdaster is the source of this 2367-nucleotide messenger RNA. RefSeq names its product small integral membrane protein 15 (gene Smim15). The coding region runs from base 637 to 861 and encodes 74 amino acids. The record is from RefSeq and is a predicted model, not a curated record. The transcript has 3 exons. NCBI's taxonomy places the organism in Eukaryota, Metazoa, Chordata, Mammalia, Rodentia, Muridae.
AGAAAGACCGAUCCUUCCUGGACCUUCCUGAAAACUGGUUACAACUGGGCGAGGGCGUAACAAGGGUCAGGAUGGUUAACGUCUUCAGCAAGUUUAAUGUGCUGAAAGUAGAGGCAUGGUUUCUGGUACAAAUACGAAGAUAAUAGCAUGGGGACAUCGAAGUUAAAACCAGUGACAGUUUUCUUGAUGUGAUGGAUUGUCGGUACCAUAAUUAUUUUGGUAAUCCUUUAUUUUCCUGUAAGGUACACUAAUUGUACUACAGACCACAAGACCUAUAAAGAGCAAGGCACGGUGUUUGACUUUGUAAUGAUGUACUCAAUCCAACGAAUAAAUGAGAAGUCUUAAGUGCAAGCAGUUUAAACUCUUGGCUGGGGAUGUUGUUCAGCAUUGAAGCAUCUGCCUACUGUUCUCUUCGAGGCCUUGGGUCGGAUCCCCAGCAGUAGACACAAAGAUUCAAAAUCUUUUAUGGGUCCUCCAUGUAUAUAUAUAUAUAGAAUUUAACCCCCUCCAAAGUGUGUAUGGUCAAACUGAAGAAGACAUAACCAACAGUCAUCUGAAUUGUGAUUGACUCACUGAUAAUCCCAGGGGAAAAUUAGAGAUCAUUACUCUAACAUAAGUUGCCUGCCUUCUGCAGAGAUGCUUGACAUAAAGGCUUGGGCUGAGUAUGUUGUGGAGUGGGCUGCGAAGGACCCAUAUGGCUUCCUUACCACAGUCAUCUUGGCGCUCACACCACUGUUCCUAGCUAGUGCUGUACUGUCCUGGAAGUUGGCCAAGAUGAUUGAAGCCAGAGAGAAGGAGCAAAAGAAGAAACAAAAACGGCAAGAAAACAUUGCAAAAGCUAAACGACUAAAGAAGGAUUGAAGGAGUGAACAGACUGCAGCUAGAAAACCCCUCUGGAAACUCUGCAGCUUUGGAAGGACUCUAACUAAGCUUCCAGUCAGUUCCUGAGAGUAUUAUUUAGUAAAUUAAAUCUGGCUGUAUAGAAGUGUCAUGUUCUGACCUCAAUACUAUAUAGUAACUUUUAGGGUUGGAAAUAAAAGUCUGUUGGUAUCUACUGACAAGUAUUUAAGUUAGCAUUUAUCAUACAGGUGGAACGUACCUAAUGUGAAAAUUCAAAGCUCAAAAGCACUGUAAAAUCUAACACCUGUGCUCAGACAUGACGCCAAGAGUGGAAAAAGCCACAGCCCACUUCGUGAUGGGUUGCAGUCAAAAUACAGGUGCGCUAAAAAUACAUAAAGCUAUCUUCAUGCCAUGAGAAAUGCAAGCGGACCUUGUGUUUGAAUUGGAUCCCAUCCUCAAGGUAUUAUGAAAUACUUUAAAAUCUGAAAAAGAAAAAAUUAAAAACAUUCCAGGUCUCAAGCAGUUUUGUUUGUUCAACCUGUAGUAAAAAUUCUUUAAACUGACACUCAUUUGCCGAUUUUGGAGCUUAACGUAUGUCAGUGAAGAAUGACGAGAAAAUGGUUUUAGAUUAUGAAUCCUAUUUAAAUGGUAGUUAAAUGGGGUUCAGUUCUGGACAGAGGACAUUAGGAAUGUAAAAGAAUUAACCUUCUGAGGUGAAAAGUUUACUUUGGCUUAAAAGAGAUACAGUAUAUUAAUCACUUUUUCAAAAUCAUUACUGCUUAUUUUUUGGAAUGGAAGCAUUACUUUCUCAAAGGAAAAUUUUAUUAAUGAGUAUGGCUAUUUUCAUUCUUCUGACUUUAGCUUUUAACACAGCUAGUAAUUAUCAAGAUACUGCAUUUUAAAACCUAACUUUAUAUAGGAUUCUUAUUACCUUGACCAUGUUCAAUACCACCUACUGGAUAGAAUAAUUUUUACACUUUGAACACUGCCAUUUGCUUAAAUGUGUUGCUAAGAGUAACAUGCUGGAGAGGCAGCAGUGCAAAUGCCUUGCACUGUGGAUACCUUGGGUUCAGUUUUAAAUGUGAAACUGUUAAAUGUCACCAGAUCAUUAGCUCAUUAGCUCAUUAUGUAGACACUACUUUCGUUUUUGUUUGUAACCAAUACAGUAGUGAUUUCCCGUUACUCUGAACAUAGGUUCAAAGUGAAAAUCAAAAUUUCAAAUUUAUGAAGUCAUACUUUGUAAUUUAAACAAACAAGGGUUUAAAUUUAGAAACAUGUUCAUGGGUGUGUCAGUGGUUGCAGGGACUGCAGUAAAUGGCAGUACAAAGCUGGGGACCGUCCAGUGGCAAUACAUCCAUGAGACUUUUAAACAUGGUUUUUCUAAAUGCAUGGUCGAGCAACAGUCACUGCAGGAUUGAACUGCUUAUUACUAUUUUCUGCAUCUCUGAUAAUUUUAAGUUACAGUAAUUGUCAGUCUUAAUAAAAAUGAAACUAAAUAUUGAAAUAAAUUUGAUACCUUUUUAUAAA